GGUUUCUACGGCAAGCCGUGGAGUUUCGAGCAGCGCAAGACUUUAUUUUCAAACAUGGCCAAGUGGGGGUUAAAUACGUAUAUGUACGGGCCUAAAGAUGAUGAGAAGCACCGUGCUGCAUGGAAGCAAGCUUAUUCCAAGCGUGAAGGGGAUAGCCUACGAGCUCUAAUACGGGCAGCUGAAGAGAGUGGCAUUUUAUUCAUUUAUGCUAUCUCACCAGGUGUUGAUAUUACAUAUUCCAGUAAUCGUGAUAUGAAAUUUCUAAAAGACAAGCUUGAUCAGAUUCGAAAUUUUGGCUGUAAUUCCUUUGCUAUAUUCUUCGAUGAUAUCGAUACUGUUAUGUGCUUACAAGAUCAAGAAGAGUUUGAGUCCUUUGCUGCUGCACAAGUAGAAGUUACGAAUGAGAUAUAUAAAUAUCUAGGGAUGCCAGCUAACUUUCUAUUUUGCCCUACUGAAUACUGUGCUGCUCGAGCAGAUCCGAAUGUUAAAGAAUCUAAAUAUUUAGUUACUGUAGGUACUGGCUUACAUUCUGAUAUCCAUAUAAUGUGGACAGGUCCUAAAGUAGUCUCUAACAAAAUUAGCGUAGAGUCUAUACUGGAACUACAGACAGUUCUUCGGCGAAAACCUGUAAUAUGGGAUAAUAUUCAUGCCAAUGACUAUGAACAAGGUAGACUUAACCUUGGUCCCUACGAUUGUAGACCUGCAGAACUAAUGGAAUCAUUGAAUGGAAUAUUCACAAACCCUAAUUGCGAAUUUGAACUUAAUUACGUACCGAUAAGAACAUUUUCUUUAUGGUGUCAAAGUAAACGUACCAGAUUUAACUACGAUGUU
Molecule: messenger RNA, 831 nt
Organism: Trichoplax adhaerens
Lineage: Eukaryota; Metazoa; Placozoa; Uniplacotomia; Trichoplacea; Trichoplacidae
Exons: 6
Biological process (GO): glycoprotein metabolic process
Molecular function (GO): beta-N-acetylglucosaminidase activity
Source: RefSeq, a predicted model, not a curated record